ACCAAUCACGUCUCGAGUUUGGAGUAGUCGGCCAUAUUUGUGUUAUUCCAGACCCGUGAUGUUGUUAGGCGAGUUACCCGGGUGUUUGGGGCCUUAUACAGUAAGCGAUUAAUGAUGAGUGAAGGUACACGGAUAGCUGUAAGGAAGGCGGAAGAAGUGUCCAAGAUGGGGGAGGCGGGAUUGACACCUGGCAUUCCUGUCGUUUGCUUGGUGUGUGACAGAACAAUAAAAGACAUUCAUGCCCAGGACGUACACAACUUGUUCUUAGAGUCGAGCGUUACGUCACACACCCGGCAGCAGCUCGGAGACAUACUGGAACAGAUCAUCAAGUCCCCUCUGGAUGCUACUCAGGUAUAUUCAAAGACUUUGUGUCGUCGAUGCUUUAAACUUCUUGAUGAGUUGGAUGAAAUGCAGCACCGCUCUGACGUCAUCAAGAAUACAAUAGCCGGCUGGUACAACCGAUCAUUCCUUAGAAGACUUAAGUUACCAGGUGGAGAGGAAGGAAACUUAGAACCAAUGGAUAUAGAUAGUCCUGAUGAGGAUGAAGAGUCAAUUGACGAGUUAAAAGUUGAACCAUUAGAUGACGAGGAAGACCUCCUAGCAGAUGAACUGAGGCCUGAAGACCAGGGGAUCAGACCUGACGACCCUGAGUUUAACCCCGCCUAUGAUAAUGUGUGGAUGAUGGGUAAAACUCGCGUCAGAGGUCGUGGCAGAGGGCGCGGGAGAGGGCGAGGUCGUGGAAGAGGUCGCGGACGAGGCCGUGGCCCCGGUAGACCACCAAAAAACCCAAAGGAUGGUUUGGGGCCAGGCAAAACAUCUGUCUCUCUGGGGGAGAAGUUAGGCCAACUGGUUACAAAGAUACUAGGAGAUGAUGACACGGAGGAACAGCCUAGCUUGGAGACUGAAGAAUCUGCAGGUGCUGAAGAAACUGAUGAUGCAGCUACAAAUGUUGAAGACAAGAGUGAAAAGGGAGGAAUAGGAACUUCUUCUGAGGCUGAAAUGUCCACUCAUGUUCUCACACACGCCCACCACAGCUGCCCCAAUUGUGGUCUGGCUCUCGCUAGACCAAGUGCUCUCAGACACCAUUUAAAGAUUGUUCAUAAUAUUGAGAUGGAGGUAAAUAGGGAUAAAUUUGAAAAGGAAAAGUAUCAUUGCAAAUUGUGUGGAAAGGCAUAUGCUUCAGCUGGAGGGCUACACAGUCACAUGAUUGGCAUUCACUCGGGGAAGGUCUACAGCUGUAAGGAGUGCGGCCGUAAGUUUAAUCACCCCAAGAAUCUUGCAAGCCAUGUUGUUAGACAUAAAGAAAGACUUAUCAAGUGUAGUGAGUGUGAGGCAGCAUUUUACCUUCGUAGUGAGUUGAACAAACACAUUAAUCAGGUGCAUCGCAAGUGUCGCCCUUACAACUGUGUAGACUGUGGACGAUCUUUCUGUCAACGCUCGGUCUUGAAACAUCAUCGUAUGGUUCACUCCGACCAUCGUCCUCUCACUUGUCGUCAUUGUGGACGCACCUUCAAGCACAGACAUGCAUUUAAUUACCAUCUUGAGCAAGAAAGAAAACUCAACACUCAAGAAAAUGGCCAUCAAGUGCAUGCUGUUGAGACCCAACAUUCAACUACAGUAGACUUGUCACAAACAACAGAAUUGAUUCAGACUCAGGAUAAAUCUAGAGAAUGUAUUCGAGUACGGAAGGUGAAUGUGACGGGGAAAAAAUCUGUCAUUAAAUGUACGACAAUCAAAAGUGGAAAAAAAUACAUCAAUGAGGACACCAAAUCUUGUAGCCCUUUAAGAUUUAUUUCUCUUCUACCAAAUCUAACCACUGGGUCAGACUCUAGUUCUGUCAGUACACAGGAGCCACAGAGAUACCCAGAUAUAGAGCUGUUUGAGAGUAACACAUACGGUGACUCUCUAGAGCCUCCCGGGUCAUGUGUAGAUGAUGAUAGACACAUUAUGUUAGUUAAAGAUAUGAACGAAGAACCAACUGCAGUAGCUACAUUUGUCCUGGGUAAUGGAUCAGAUAAAGUAUUGGAGGUAGAGAACUUUAAAACUCAGAAUGACCCAUCUAUUGGUGCCUGUGAUUCUUCAGAAGAUGCUUUAAGGAAUAUUGAACUAAGUCACACAGAAAUCACAUGCAUUACAAACACCCAGCCAGGACCCAGCAGACUAGAGUCAUCGGUUACCCAGUAUAUCAAAGAGGGUAUUACUGACUGUUGUGUUCUUGGUGAUUUUAUAUCUGUUAUUGACAGUGAAGUCUUGAGGGGUAAAGAUUCCUAACAUGGUGGUGCAUCACACUAAUGGAAAAGUAAAUCUUGUUUUAUUUAUAGCAAGUUGUAAAAUUUGUGAAAUAUUAUACACUCUCCAAAAAGUAUCAUCACGGAGGGGUCCAAUGAAUUUUAAAAUGAACACCGUGACUCCUGUUGUCUUGGUAAGGUUGUCAAGAUCCCUCAUCUGUUGUGUAAUAUUAUCUUCACACAAAAUUGUAACAAUACUUUUUGGAGCUAGUGUACAGUACAAAACAAAUUACAGUGUUAUAGAUUUAAGUAUAAUAUGACAAACCUGUAAGUACAAACAUGAACAAAAUAUAACUCAAAUAAAUGAAGAGGUAAAUAUAAUGUGGCACCUUUCAAAAAUUAUAGAACUUACAAGAUGAUUCCGGGAUUAAGAAACUUAACAUAUUAUUGUUUAGUGUUGCAGGAACAGAGCCGGUCUCUCUCACCUAAAGACCCAGGCUUAAGCACACUCCUUUCUUAUAAGAUAUGUCAACUCUUCAGAAGGUGGAAACAAAUGAACCCAAUUUCAAUAUACUUCCAUGUACAAACUCUAGGACUUUAAUGGUAAAAGAUUGACCAUUAAUUAAAAGUUUAUAAGUCAUUAAGUUUUGGGAAAGAGAGACAUAUAAUUUAUCGAUGGAGAAUUGAAGAUUAAAGUCCCAUUUUAUGAGAUUAGGAUAAGGGCUCAGAAGAUUAGGAUGAGGAUUGCAAGAGGGAUAUAAAGGCAGAGAGAUUGGUCUGAAGGAUUGUACCACCAUAUAGUGUUUAAGUGUCUGGAGGGUGUACAGUACAAUUAGGUUCCUCAGAUAUACAGUCAGUGAGUAUUAAGGACAAAUUACAAGAUAUCCUGUAGUGCUUAUGUGUUUCAUGUGAUAAAUUACAAUUAUUAUGUAUCAUUAUAAGAUAUACUGUAACAGGAACUGAAUUAUGUAUCCCAAUUCUAUUUGUCGUCUGAUUUUAUAGUUUACAAAGUACAUGCCUUCUGCUAUAUGUAUAUACUGUACUGUAUGUUCAUGGUUGCAAGGUAUACGUACCCCCAAUCCCUAUAGACUCUGACAUUACCUAAUAACUGAGAGUGGGACCCAUUUGAAUUAGGUUGGAUCCUAUUAACCCCUUCACUACAGGGACGCCAUUUGUAUUAUUUUAUUUGGCUAACGAUAAUUAGUUUAGAUUGGGGAAUGCUCAUUUGUUUAUUUACUAUUUUUAUUACCAGUAUUUCUCACAAUUUGGUCAACUUCAUGAAACAAACUGUGUUGUAUGAUGGAGGGUUCUGGUUUGGUCAACACUUAACGUGCUAAUUAAAAUGUAUUCCUACCAUCAACUUGUGUAAUGAGUCUCAGAAUAUUGAUUUGAUCCUGUCAGUUGAAUGGUCUUAUAAUAUGGAGCAUUUUAAGUGAUUAUGAGAUUGAAUUUUUGAAUUUUCUUCAUUAAUUGAGUCUGAAAGGCAUUACUGAUCCAUAAUUGUCUUCAAUACUCUUAAGAAAAAUUAUUCUUAUACGGUGGUUUUGUAAGAAAGUUGUAAUUUGUCUUUGAAGUGAAAUAAAUUUGUUUUAAGUUACUAAAUACAGGUACAUCUUGUUA
Molecule: messenger RNA, 3848 nt
Organism: Homarus americanus (American lobster)
Lineage: Eukaryota; Metazoa; Arthropoda; Malacostraca; Decapoda; Nephropidae
Product: myoneurin-like
Exons: 8
Coding region: 112-2271 (719 amino acids)
Biological process (GO): regulation of transcription by RNA polymerase II
Cellular component (GO): nucleus
Molecular function (GO): RNA polymerase II cis-regulatory region sequence-specific DNA binding; DNA-binding transcription factor activity, RNA polymerase II-specific
Source: RefSeq, a predicted model, not a curated record